AAAGGAAGAGAGAAAAAUCAAAACCACACCGUUGGGACUGGCACUGUUACCGAAACAGAUUCCUAUUUCAAAAACAAAUGAAAUGCGUGGAAAAAAAAAAGAAUUAAAUAAAAGACGAGGGAGUGAGAGCAGGCAUCUAUUCAAAAUCCCCGAAUUCAAAAAUCUCAUCUCCCCAAGCAGUAAAAUUCAAACUAAAAGACAACCCCACAGACGAACAAGUCCCUCUUUAAAUUCCCUCUUCCUCUUCUUUUCCUCUGGUAUCAGAAAUCCACAGAGCACUUUUCUUCAACUCCUCACAACCCAACUCGGAAAAAGAAGUUAAAGAUGGUUGUUCAGACCGUCAGAGUACACAGGGGAGGAAAAGUUCCAGGCAGUCCAGCCCCUAAUGGCUCUGCCAGAUCCAGUUCUCACUUGGGCUGUGCUCAAAAUGGAGAUACUCAGGAAGAAAAGGAGAGGACCAGAUUGGAUGGCUACAUGGGUAUGAAGGACAAUCACAAGGUUAAACCCCUUUCCAGUUUGGAUUCCAACAAGUUGGUCAAGAGGAGCUCUAUUCCUACCAAGCAUUCUUCGUUGAAGGUUGUUUUGGGCAUAACUGCACGGGAAAAGUCUAAUUCGUCUUCACUGAAAGCAAAUAAAGAGAACAUAGAGGACGACCCGUCAAGGUUUUCUUUGGCUCAUAAGGAAAUCAAGCGAAGUUGCACACAAGCUUACGAGGACUCAGAAGGAUCCAAUAAUGACUCUAGUCUGAAUUCAAAAAGGAGGAAGAAAACCAUCCAGCAUUGUGCAUCUCAAACUGCAGGUGCAAAAAUGAAAUGCCUAGAGGAAGAUGAGUUACCUCUGUUUCCAGAAAGAGUCAAUCAGAAUGAUAUUGCUUCUGAUACAUUAAAUGUAUGCAAAACUCUUCAUGCAUUCACUUCAACAUCUUGGUCUAAAUCAGUAAACUUUUCCUGUACAACUGCUACAUCAUCAGUUGCUCCUCUUCCAACAGAGCAAACAACCUCUAACUGUGUUCCAAGUGAGGUGAAUGCUCUGCCAUUAUUCCAGUCUUCUGAUUCGUCAAAACCCACAGGAGGGGUAAUUUCUGGACAUGAUAACGAUGGUUUGUCCCUUUUGGGAGCUGCUGCUUUCCUUAGUUUAGGAUUGGAUGAAACUUGCCUCCAGUCUGCUAAGAGAUCAAUCUGUACAGAUAGUCGGAUGGACAAUUCAAAAGGUGAUACCAGAUGUCAGGAAUCAGACAUUGGUAUCAAGAUGCCUUGUGCAGCUACAGAUGAUGCCACAACUCAUGGAGCUAUCAAACAAACUUUUCCUGUUCUAGGAGCUGAUCUCACCCUUGGGCUUCCCAUGGUUGUUGCAGAAUCACGGAGAAAUCAAAGCAUUAAAGAUAGUGAUGAUGAUCCUUUACUAUUGGAUGAAAUGGACAACAUAGUAGAAACUUCUCAAGAUAUGCAAGUAGACAAUGAUUGUGCACAUCUGGAUAGAACUGUCAACUUUGGAAAACAAGAUGCCCCUGAGCCUCCCAAUAGAAGUGAUGCAUCCGCAUGUUCUUUGAAUGCAGAUCCCCAGACUAUAGAUGAUCGCUUGGCCCAUAAAGACACAGUGGAUCAGAAUCGUGCUGGCCAUGGUGGCACAAGGAGGGACUACAUGCAUUUUUCUGAUCUUUCUGUUCCCUUGCGAGGCACACUUCUUUUACCAAGAGGACAGAAACGUGCAAGAAGGUUCCCUGUCCCAUUCAGAAGACUUAAAAAUGAAGUCCUACAGCAGAAAAGGGAUGUAGGCAAGAAAGAGCCACUAUCUAAGUUUUCCAGAGUGACUGCCCCUAGUGGCUUGCUUGCAGAUCUGAAUCCAGGGAUUAUCAACCGUGUGAGAAACAGUAAACAAGUACAUGCUAUCAUUGAGGCUGUUGUGGGGCCAGAUGCAUUGACUGUUUGCCAGGAUAAACAGAAAAACUACAUACGGGAACCUAAAGUAAAUCCAGAAAGAAAAACAUUAGGUGCAAGUCAUCCAACAUUCAUGGUCGAUAAUGAUCAUUCAGAGGUAGUUGAUAUGCAUAAUGGUAGCAAUGAUACAUUAGAUAGGCGCCAGCAACUUGCUGGUGUUGAAGCUCUCAAGUGGAAAUUAGACAAAAGAAUGAUUGCAUCUAUGGAUGCUUGUGCUUCUCUUCAUUUGCACAGUGAAGAUAGGCCUACUGAUGCAAGCGUUUUAGAUGAAACUUUUGAGUGCCUGGAUGCUAGCGUAGACUUGAUCCCACCACAUUGCAAUGGGGAUCAGUUUUACUUGAAGCAAGUUGUUGGAGAACAUGAUAAUAUGAAGGGAACUCUCAAUUGCCAUUGCCAUUAUUGCCAUCCCGGUGAGAUUUCAGGCACUGAUUCAACUUGUUCUGCAUCACUUUCACGAAAAGCUGCUACUAUGGCUUCCCAUUGGUUAGAGCUUUAUUAUCAGGAUGUCAAAGGCCGUUUAGCUGCAUUAAAACGGAGUAGGAGGAGAGUUAGGACUCUGAUUAAAGAAGUGUUCAGUUAUGCUGCUUUAUACCCAACAUCAUCUUCUCAUGAUACUAAUGAGCCGUUGGGCAAAGUCAACAAGACUGACAAACGUGCAGAACAUGAGCAUAUGGAAAAGUGGAGAUCUCUUUUCAUCCAUAUGGACCGACGCCUGACUGUUGAGGGUACCCAGCUUGAGACUAGUUUGCAGCAGAUUAAGGGCAUGCAAGCACAUUGCAAAUGGGGAUUACAAGAGGUUCAAGGCAAUCAACGAGAUGAUCACCAACUGCAGCAACCCGAAGGAUUGGAAGACAAGUUGGGGCCUAAUCUUGCAUCCGCGAAAACAAUUGAGAGACAAUAUGCUGUGGGAGCAGCAGCAGCUUCAAUUUAUUCAACAACUAAUUUUGUUUUAACUGCGGAAGAUGUUCCAUGUUUCUAACCACAAUUUGGCUCCUGGCAAUUCUUUUAUUGUGUUGAGAAGUGUUUCUUCCUGUGAUUGGGAAAUUCCCAGAUUAGUUUCCUGACAGGGCAUCUUUGGAUGAAAAUAAUGUAAUAUCUUAUUGUGCUAACUUGAAUUUCUAUUAAUUUUCCUUCCAAUUGGUGUCAGUCUAGUUCGUUAGCAUUGGAGUAAAGCCAGUCCAAUGGCCUCCAAAAUGCUACAACUAAAGUAAGGUGUGCAGUGAAGAAAACCAAGGAAAUAAAGUCAAGCUAAUUCAAAAUGGAAGUUUAACUUAAAAUACAAGAUUGUUCUUGUUUACAUUCAUGACAUCAAGUUAAUUAAAAGGGUUUUUUAAAAUAAAAA
Molecule: messenger RNA, 3279 nt
Organism: Cryptomeria japonica (Japanese cedar)
Lineage: Eukaryota; Viridiplantae; Streptophyta; Pinopsida; Cupressales; Cupressaceae
Exons: 7
Coding region: 325-2916 (863 amino acids)
Source: RefSeq, a predicted model, not a curated record